Glossina fuscipes is the source of this 2309-nucleotide messenger RNA. It is a transcript of the gene Alas, whose product is annotated as 5-aminolevulinate synthase, erythroid-specific, mitochondrial. The record is from RefSeq and is a predicted model, not a curated record. The transcript is spliced from 2 exons. Bases 144 to 1781 code for a protein of 545 amino acids. NCBI's taxonomy places the organism in Eukaryota, Metazoa, Arthropoda, Insecta, Diptera, Glossinidae. Gene Ontology annotation, molecular function: pyridoxal phosphate binding; 5-aminolevulinate synthase activity. Gene Ontology annotation, cellular component: mitochondrion. Gene Ontology annotation, biological process: heme biosynthetic process; erythrocyte development; hemoglobin biosynthetic process.
AUUUUAUUUUAAUUUGAAAGUUUUUGUACUUGGUUAGCUGCUAACUCUGCAUUACGCAAUUUAAAAAAUCAUUGUGACGUGGAGAAAAUUUAUACAUAAAGAUUUUCUAUUAUUUGAAAGCAAACAAAUAAGAAAAAGAGAAAAUGCCUUGCCCUUUCUUGACACGUCUGGGAGCCAAUUUCGUACGCAAUUAUGGCGAAAAUUUGUAUCAGGCCUACGGCCGUUUUUGUCCAGUACUAAGGAAUAAUGGUCAAGCUGUUUUGACAAAUGAAAUGGGCCAAGUCGAGUUGCCAGCAAUUAAUAUUGACAUUGCUCGCCCGUACGCUACUUCCAACAUUAGUACCAAAGUGGAUGAGGAGCUGACAAAAAUGAAAGAAGUUGUCCAAGAAGUCAAGGAAGAGCCUACGCCGACACCGACAACAGUAGAAACUGUAGCCGCCAAGGCUAAUGAACAAUUCGGCUAUGAAAACUUUUUCCAUGAUCAAAUUAUGAAGAAGAAACAAGAUCAUUCCUAUCGCGUUUUCAAGAAGGUAAACCGCCUAGCUGGUUCGGGCUUGUUUCCUCACGCUCUGGAAUAUUCGACUCGGGAGGAAAGGCCUAUAACGGUAUGGUGUGCUAACGAUUAUUUGGGUAUGUCCGCCCAUCCUCGAGUUAAAAAGGCAGUGGCCGAUGCUUUGGAGCGUCAUGGUUCUGGUGCGGGUGGCACUCGCAACAUUUCGGGUAACUCUCUACAUCAUGAGAUGUUAGAAGCGCGCUUAGCGAAAUUACACGAAAAGGAAGCAGCUUUACUUUUCACUUCUUGUUUUGUGGCUAAUGACUCGACUCUAUUCACUUUGGCCAGACUUUUACCUGAUUGUCAUAUAUUUUCGGAUUCAGGCAACCAUGCGUCUAUGAUCCAAGGAAUACGUAAUAGCGGUGUUAAAAAGCAUAUAUUCCGUCAUAACGAUGUCGAACACCUUGAAAGUAUGAUUUGCAAGUUAGAUAAGAGGGCGCCGAAAAUUGUAGCAUUUGAAACUGUACAUUCAAUGACUGGUGAUAUUUGUCCUUUAGAGGAACUGUGCGAUGUGGCUCAUCUUUAUGGAGCCAUAACUUUCGUGGACGAAGUCCACGCGGUAGGCUUAUAUGGAGAACAUGGUGCUGGUAUAGGCGAACGAGACGGUGUUAUGCAUAAAAUGGAUAUCAUUUCGGGCACAUUGGGAAAAGCUUAUGGGAACAUUGGCGGUUAUAUUGCCGGUUCGUCAAAUUUGAUUGAUAUGAUACGUUCCUAUGCUGCUGGUUUUAUAUUUACAACAUCUUUACCACCGACGGUGUGUUGCGGCGCUUUGGAGUCUGUGGAAAUUCUGGCUUCCCAAGAAGGUCAAGAGCUUCGUGCUCUGCACCGUAGAAAUGUCUGCUAUUUACGUAAUCUGCUAAAAAGAGAAGGUUUUCCAGUUGAGGACACACCUAGCCACAUUAUACCCAUACGUAUAGGCGAUCCCUUGAAAACUUCCAAAAUAUCGGAUCUACUAAUGUUCACCUUUGGCCACUAUAUACAGGCAAUUAAUUACCCGACGGUAGCUCGUGGUGAAGAAAAAUUACGUUUGGCUCCUACACCAUUCCAUAACAUUGAUAUGAUGAAUCAGCUUGUACAGGAUAUGAGAAAAGUUUGGGAGAUGCUGGAUAUGCCUUUGAAAAAACAAAUACAACAACAACAUCAUAACAGUAAUAUGUCGAUGCAACAACAUUACACCAGUAGUGCUGCUGCCAAGAACACAAAAAAUAAUAUCAAUGUUUUAAUAUAAGAAAAGGGGCAACAGAGAGAGAGAGAGAGAGAAAGAGAGAGGGCGACACAUUAACAUGAUUGUUUGUUUGUAUUUUGGUGGCUAGUGCAUUAAAUAACAAGGUAUUAAAUAAUAUGUUAUUUGGUUUUUAACUUUUUUUUCGGUGAUUGGUGUUAUUCGAUUAUUUUUCUUAACAAAAAAAAAGCAUUCUAACAUAGUAUGUGUUCGGUGUAAUUUGGUGCUCAAAAAAAAAAAAAAAUAUAUAUAUAUAUAUAUAUAUAAAUAUAGGCGCAUACAUAUAUGUGUAUGUGUUGCGUUAUGUACAAGUACAUAUUUAACAUCUCAAGGUCGUUCGUUCUUUGUUAUUGAUGUUGCUUUUUAAUGCAAUUGGAAAGCAACAGGUUUUUUUUGUUGUUAUUAUUAUUAUUAUUUUGGCUUUUUUUUUUUGUUUUUUGAUUAUUUAACGUAAAAUUGAUUGGAUAUGGGUGGCAGUAGCAUUUUCUAGAAAACGAGCAAUAAAAAUUAAAAUAGCAAAGCAAUAAAAAGUUU